Molecule: messenger RNA, 2140 nt
Organism: Ceratina calcarata
Lineage: Eukaryota; Metazoa; Arthropoda; Insecta; Hymenoptera; Apidae
Gene: Abi
Product: tyrosine kinase Abl
Exons: 5
Coding region: 167-1597 (476 amino acids)
Biological process (GO): neuron migration
Cellular component (GO): lamellipodium; actin-based cell projection; SCAR complex
Molecular function (GO): signaling adaptor activity; SH3 domain binding
Source: RefSeq, a predicted model, not a curated record
UUGGAUAAUACUUUUCCGUGUAGAUGGCGCUUCACGAAGUCGUAGUCAUAUAAUACUAUCAUCCGUGCAGGAGGUGUUGACGUGAAUCGUUAUUUAUUUUCUAUCGGUUUCCUUAGAUCCUUGGUAAUUAUGAAUUAAUGAAGGUGUAAUAGCUGAUAGUUACGAUAUGGCUGAGUACCGAUCCAGUUCUUAUUGCGUAUCAUCAGGAGUAGGCAGUGAUUCUGAAGUCAUGGCAGAAUUAGCAGCGUUUCUUGGUCAGGAAAUUCCUGAGGGAAGGAGUAAUCUGGCUGAUAAUCAUAUAAAUCUUGAGAGAGUUGCUGAUUAUUGUGAAGCAAACUACUUUCAAGCAGAGAAUAAGAGAAUAGCUUUAGAAGAGACCAAAAAUUUUACCACUCAGUCAUUGGCUAGUGUAGCCUACCAGAUAAAUACUCUUGCCUAUAAUUUUUUACAAUUGCUGGACUUACAAACGUCCCAGCUUGCUGAAAUGGAAAGUCAAAUGAACCACAUUGCUCAAACAGUUAUGAUACACAAAGAGAAAGUAGCUAGAAGAGAAAUUGGAGUUUUGACGGCGAACAAGAUUACGGUACGCCAGUACAAAAUUAUUGCACCAGCGAAUCCAGAGAAACCUAUUAAAUAUGUAAGGAAAAGUAUUGACUACACGAUUUUGGACGACAUUGGUCAUGGAGUACGUAGCAGCGGUACUCCGAGAAGCAAGCAACGUGGUGGAAGUCAGGGUAGCGUUCAGAGUUUGGGUGCAGCUUCCACUGGAUCUGGAUUAGGUGCUGCAAUGGUCGGGCCAGCUCCUACAACUAAGCCACCUACUCCUCCACAGACAGUAAGAACUGGGACAUUGAGUAAAGGGUCACGAGAAUACAGGACGCCACCAGCUGUUGCUCCACCCCAAGUUCCUAGUCAUUAUGCUCCUAAUUAUCCGCUGGGCCAUCAAAGAAGAGAACGCGGUCCUGGCUAUAGUACCUUACCUCUACAUGCGCACACUACGUCUCAUGUUGCUCAUAAUGCUAAUCACAAUGCACAUGCAACUACUACGAGCCAGCACACUUCACCACCUCAAGUGGGAACAGUGCAUCCAUUGCAAAGUCAUCCCCAAACUCCACCACCAGCACCGCCUAGUGUAACAGCAGGGUAUGCGCAAGAGCAACUCAAUAGCAUGCCGCCUCCACCUUCGCCAUUAGUCGGCAUAAGUGGCAAUACAUUAGACUUUACUAGUUACCAUACGUUAUCGGACAGAUUAAGUCAUCAAAUUACUCGAAGUAGUGGCGCAAGUAGCCCACCGCUUCCGCCGCCUCCGCCACCAGAACAAGAAGAGCAUUCGCAGUUCGGUAGGCCCACGCAAUCGAACGGUGCUAUCAUGCCUAUCGUGCCAGAUGAAGAAGACCUGCCUGGAUGGGUGCCAAAAGAUUACAUCGAGAAAGUUGUUGCAAUUUAUGAUUAUUAUGCCGAUAAAGAGGAUGAAUUGAGCUUCCAAGAAAGUUCUGUAAUUUAUGUGUUAAAAAAGAAUGAUGAUGGGUGGUGGGAGGGGGUUAUGGACGGUAUCACAGGUUUGUUCCCCGGCAAUUACGUGGAACCUUGUGUCUAAUGAGUAUUCCAAAUUCGCAUUUAGAUGUAUCAAAAUCGUGAACAAUAAUUAUUAUUAUUAUUCACAAACGACUGCAAAUAUGAGGGACGUAUUAAGAUUCCUUAAUUUUUAAUAUCCUGUUUAGUUAGAUAAUCGUAAGGCAAUAUUGACGUAAUUGAGGUAUGGUACACGACAAGGUGUAAACAGAUUCUUCCAAUUUCAAAAUAUCAUGCGCAUUUUCUAAAAAAAAUCAAACUAACCAAUCGUCGUAUCGGUAUAAGAAAGUGUAUUUUUUGGUAAAUAGUAUUUCCUUCACUGGGUGUUAUUUUAUCUCAACUUCGAUAGAUCAUAUUUAUAUACAAUAUGUGUAAGGGCAUGUAAUUAUACUAUUUCGCAGAAUAAUCAAUUAGCUAUUAAUCGUAUUUAUAUCAUCUAGGUGUAGUAAGAUAAUGUUAGUAAUAGGUCAUUGAGCAAUCAAAAUACCAAACGUCCUGUUAUCGUGUAACGAAUAUCCUGACGCCUUAUUGAAUAUAAUUUUUGUAAUAUAAAACUGCUUUCACAAAU